AUGCAGCGACUAACCGACGACGACGACGUCGCCGAGUCCCGCGCCGGCUCUACAGCCUCUACUUCUGCCGUCGCCUAUAUCCAACCGUCCUCCUCGCCCCGCGGUGGUGAUAGCGACGCGGAGCCGACGACCCGACGUGCCCCCGUCUCAAUUCCUCCCGACACCGUCCCGCCUGCCUCUGCCGCUUCCCCUUCUUCCCCCCGUCCAGGCCUGUCGGAUCAUCACAGACGUCGUCGUUCGAGUGUCGCUUCGGGACGAUGGGUAUCGUCCAGUAACCACCACCCCGGCCAGCCAGGUUCGCCGACGUAUCGACGCACGUCCCGAGCCGGCGGCACCUCUUGCUCCCCCAGGAGCGCCGUCAUCAUCCACCACCAGGACGUUUUCCAGCAGUACCAACCCACGUCGUUGUCGCCCGUUCCGCUUCCGCAGCAGCAGCCGAGGCGGCAGCAUCAGCAUCAGCAUCAGCAUCAGCAUCAGCAUCCGCAGCACCCGCAGCACCCGCAGUCGCCUUCCUGCUCCAGGUCUGGUCGUAUGCAGAGGUCGAUCAAGCGUUCGUUGAGGCACAUCAAGGCCGUUGACUGCACCAUGGACCAUGCCCCGUCCAAGAAGCCGCGGACGGGACCAUUGCCACCCGCAAGCUUCGACAUGGCUCCCUCGGCCACCCCUCAUUGCCAGUCGUCGACGCCGUCACGGCCCCAACGCGAGGACCCCAUCGCUCCCCUCUUCUUCUCUCACGCGCCGACGAGGCACCUUGGUUGCCCCCCGAGCGCCACGGCGUCCGAAACGGCCGCCACCAUGCUCUCGGGCAACCGCGACGACCGUAUGGGCAUCACAACCCUCAAGCUCCCCGGCGCCAGCAUCAGCUCGCCGAGCCCUGCCAUGUCGGGCAGCACCUCGGGCAGCUUGUGUUCGUCCCUCGACGCAACCACGCCCACCCUGGGCGGCCUCGAGUGUGCCAAGGCGCACCCCGCAGGCCCGCCGACGGUGCAGAACAUCAGCGCCAUGGAGCUUCUCGACAACGACGAGAGGCCCACCUUUCUCCUCGAUCUGACCAGUCCGAUGAAUGCCAACAAGCCGGGCAUCAACAUGCUCUACCAGAACAGUUCUCUGCGAUCUUGCCGAGAGAUAGGCAGCAUGCUCACCGUCGAACCUCAAGACUUUGCCCAGGCCUCGGCCUUUGACCAGUUUCGCUCCUGGGCCUAUGCCACCUCCAAGAGCACCAACAAUCUCGCCCUGCCGCUCCCGUACCACGACUACGGCGGCAUCACUUGGACUUCCACCACCUUGCGGCACCGGUUCCGAUUCGUGAGCGGCAACGUCACCCCCAUCUCCACCAGGACCGGCUCGCCCUUUGGCUUUCCCUCGGAGCCGAACUCGCCGAUGCAGGACUUUGUCGACCCUCCCAACUACUUUUGCGAUGCCGCCACCGCCAACUCCGGAGCGCCGCCUCAUGCGCCGAACCUUGGGCCUGUCGACGGCGAGCUCGACGGCGACGUCGCCGGCUGCCGUCCCCAAGAGUUCUCCAACGAGGUCAUCCGCUCGCAUUCGACCAAGACGGUCUUCGAUUGGACGAGGAUUCCCCUCACCGAGAGCCUUCCGGACCACAUCAAGUUCGCCAGGUCCGUCGACUGGGCUGCCACGUCCCUGGGCCCCAUUUCCGACUGGUCGUAUGAGCUGCGCGUCAUGUCGAACCUCGUCAUGGCCAGUCCUCACCCCGCCGCCAUGUACUGGGGUUCCGACUACAUCGCCAUAUACAACGCCGCCUACAUCAAGCUCGCCGGCGGCAAGCACCCGAAGCUGAUGGGCCAGAGCUACGUCGAAGCCUGGGCCGAGAUUUGGCACGAGAUCGAGCCCAUCUUCAAGAGCGCCAUGGAUUGCGGCCAGGCGACGAUGAAGCACGACAACCAGCUCUUCAUCAAUCGCGACGGCUUCCUCGAGGAGACCUUCUUCUCCUGGGCCAUCGUCCCCCUCGUCGGCAUGGACGGCGACGUCGUCGGCCUCUACAAUCCGGGAUUCGAAAACACCUUCCGCAGGGUCAACGACCGACGGAUGCUGACCCUCCGGGAGCUUGGUGAGAGGACGGCCUCGGCCACCUCCGUCGCCGGCUUCUGGCCCCAGGUGCAGAAGGGAUUCGAGUACAAUGACCACGACGUGCCCUUUAGCCUCAUCUACUCUGUCAAGGAAGAGUUUGAGAGCGACGUCUCCUCCCUGCAUUCCGGCAGCUUCGUGCAUUCGCCCCAGUUCGCCCUCGAAGGAUCGCGGGGUGCCCCCGAGGGACACCCGGCCGCGCCCGCUCACCUGGACCUGAGACACUCCGAGGAGGGCUUCGCGCCUUACAUGAAGCAGUGCAUGGCCACCGGUGGCGCCCCCGUCGUUCUCUCCGAGAAUGACGGUACCCUUCCGACGGAGCUGCUGGAAGGCAUCGACUGGCGCGGCUUCGGUGACCCGUGCCGAACCAUAGUCGUGUUCCCCGUCGUGCCCACGACGACCAAGGAGGCUGUCACCGGCUUCAUCGUCCUCGGCGUGAACCCGAGACGUCCGUACGACGACAACUACAAGCUCUUCAUCCACCUCCUCUCUCGUCAGCUGGCAACCUCGAUGGCCUCGGUCGUCCUGUUCGAGGAGGAGAUUCGUCGCGGCCAACGCGCGGCCCGGCUGGCGGCCCUCGACCGUCAGGAGCUCUCGAUGCAGCUUUCGCUGCGCACCCAGGAGGCCAGCGACAGCGAGUUUCGAUUCACCCGCAUGGCCGAGUUCGCCCCGGUCGGCAUGUUCAUCGCCGACACCCAAGGGCACAUCAACUACUGCAACGACAUGUGGUGGCAGAUUUCGAGGCACUCGCGCUACGACGAGACGAAGCUCGCCUGGAUGAACAGCGUGCGGGACGAGGAUCGCGAUUCCCUCGAGGCCGCGUGGAAGAAGCUGCUCGACGAGAAGGUGACCAUCGCCGUCGAGUUUCGUUUCAAGCAUAGCCAGAGGAACGGCGACCGCACCAUCGACACGUGGGUCCUCAUGAGCGCUUUCCCCGAGAAGACGCCGGAAGGGAACCUCAAAUCGAUCUUCGGUUGCAUCACCGACAUCUCAUCCCAGAAGUGGGCGGAGAAGGUCCAGAACGAGCGGCGAGAGGAAGCCGUCGAGCUCAAGCGACAGCAGGAAAACUUCAUCGACAUCACGAGCCACGAGAUGCGCAACCCCCUGUCUGCCAUUCUUCAGUGCGCCGAUCAAAUCGCCAACAACAUCUCCGCCUUCGUCUUUCAGAGGGACAAGGACCGGGUGGAGACGCUCCUCGAGGGCUGCCUGGAUGCUGCCAACACCAUCAACCUGUGCGCGAGCCAUCAGAAGCGCAUCGUCGACGACAUCCUGACCCUGUCGAAGCUCGACUCCAACCUCCUCGCCGUCACGCCCGUCGACGAGCAGCCGGUCAAGGUGGUGCAGCGAGCCCUCAAGAUGUUCGAGUCCGAGCUGAUGGCGCACGACAUCGAGUUCGAAUUCACCGUCGACGACAGUUUCGACAGGCACGGCGUCGUAUGGGCCAAGCUGGACCCGUCGAGGCUGCAGCAGGUCUUGAUCAACCUGAUGACCAACGCGAUCAAGUUCACGCAGGGACGAGAAAAGCGCAACAUUUCCGUGUCUCUCAGCGCGUCCAAGGAUCACCGCAGCGAGGCCAGCCGCAAGGGCAUCACGUACUUUGAACGAAACGACCACCAGCGAGCGGCGAGCAUGGACAUUGACGAAGACGAGUGGGGGAGCGGCGAGCGGAUCAACAUCCACUGCUCGGUCGAGGACACGGGGCCCGGCCUUGCCGAGGAGGAGCUGAAGAUCCUCUUCCAGCGGUUUAAGCAGGCGACGCCGCGCACGCACGUGCAGUACGGCGGCUCGGGCUUGGGCCUCUUCAUCUCCCGGAUCCUGACGGAGAUGCAGGGCGGCCAGAUUGGCGUCAUGUCCAAGCGAGGGAUGGGUAGCAAGUUCAACUUUUACAUCCAGAGUCGAAAGAGCGAGAACCCGCCUGCAGAGUUUGAGCACAUCUCGGACUUUAAGAUUGGGCGCAAAUCGCAGACGGCGACGGCCACGACAACUCCUCGACUGAACGGGGGCCGGUCCGCCGCUUCCCCCGGGGUUGUCAAGGUCCCCCAGGGCCGAGCACUAUUCGACGUGCUCAUCGUCGAGGACAACAUCGUCAACCAGAAGGUUUUGCAGCGACAGCUGCGAAACUACGGCAACAACACGUUCGUCGCCAACCAUGGCCGCGAGGCGCUGGAUACGAUUCAGAAAUCAAAGUUCUGGACGGGUCAAGAGAUGGAGGGUGUCGAAAUCUCGGUCAUUUUGAUGGACCUCGAGAUGCCCGUCAUGGACGGGAUGACAUGCGCCAGAAAAAUCCGAGAAUUGGAGAGGGAGGGAACGAUCGUCAAGCACAUCCCCAUCAUCGCGGUGACGGCAUAUGCGCGACCUGAGCAGAUUGAAAACGCCAAGGCGGCUGGCAUUGAUGACGUCAUAUCCAAACCAUUCCGCAUCCCCGAGCUGAUGCCUAGGAUCGAGGAGCUCGUCGGCAAGUACCAAAAUAUGUCUGUCGCUGCGGCCGUAUGA
This is a messenger RNA of Drechmeria coniospora, 4581 nucleotides long. RefSeq lists its product as uncharacterized. Gene Ontology annotation, biological process: phosphorelay signal transduction system; phosphorylation. The record is from RefSeq and is a predicted model, not a curated record. Lineage: Eukaryota; Fungi; Ascomycota; Sordariomycetes; Hypocreales; Ophiocordycipitaceae. The coding region runs from base 1 to 4581 and encodes 1526 amino acids. The transcript is spliced from 2 exons. Gene Ontology annotation, molecular function: phosphorelay sensor kinase activity.